Messenger RNA from Syngnathoides biaculeatus (alligator pipefish), 5241 nucleotides. Its product is annotated as taste receptor type 1 member 1. The record is from RefSeq and is a predicted model, not a curated record. Gene Ontology annotation, molecular function: G protein-coupled receptor activity. Gene Ontology annotation, biological process: G protein-coupled receptor signaling pathway. Gene Ontology annotation, cellular component: membrane. The transcript is spliced from 8 exons. Bases 810 to 3119 code for a protein of 769 amino acids. NCBI's taxonomy places the organism in Eukaryota, Metazoa, Chordata, Actinopteri, Syngnathiformes, Syngnathidae.
UUCCAUUACCAAUGUUUGUAAAUUGUUCAAAAUACCUUUAUCUCAAAAUAGACGAUGUAGAUCAUUAGCUAGAGGACUGCCACGGGACUAAAACGAGCUCUAGUUUGUAAAAAUCGGAUAAGGACUAUGAAUUUUAUGCCACUUUAUGUUUUAAACAAAAUACCAAGAUUUUCUGCCCAUACAUCACUGAAAUCAUUGUGAAACUUGUUACCGAAACCUUCUUUGGUAGGAAAAUUCCACGAUGUUAGUGUUCUUAGAUGUUAUGUUUAAAGCAGGCCAUUUGUGGGUUUUCAAUGGCAGCGUUGGCCAGAGCCAUCUGAGUGUCUCAUUUUGAUGAUUAAAAUGAGAGCAAGCAAAUCGUCAAAAUUAACAAAAAUUAUUAUAAUUGUGAAUCAUCAUCAUAUACUUUUUUUUACCAUCACUGACUCUUAUGAUGGCAGAACGGUGGCUGUAGAGUGUUGGCUUCACAGUUCUAAGGACCAGGGUUUGAAUCCCGGCCUUAUCUGUGUGGAGUUUGCACGUUCUCUCCGUGCCUGCGUGGGUUUUUUUCCGGGCACUCCGGUUUCCUCUCGCAUCCCAAAAACAUGCAUUCAUUAUAGGCUCUAAAUGGCCCCGAGUUGUGAUUCACUCCUGCGAGCCUUGUGACUGACGGAGAACUGGACUACAACUCCCAGGGGGAAGGACUACAUCUGCAGGGGGACUUCUCCAUCGCUGGACUCUUUCCUCUCCAUAACGCCAAUGGGCCAAGUGCUGGUUUGCCUGCUCUGGGUCCAUGCAAUGAAGGUCGACACAACAAGCAUGGCUUCCACAUGAUGCAAGCCAUGCGAUUUGCUAUAGAUGAAAUCAACAACAAGUCUGGUGCACACCUUCUCCUGCCCGGUGUGUCUCUGGGAUACCAGCUGUACGACAUUUGCUCGGUUCCGGCCAGUGUGUUGGCCACACUGGACAUACUGGCCGAUCAUUACCAUGACCAGGCUCCAAACACAGAACAACCCGUUAACAACAUGACUGUGGCUGUGAUCGGGCCCGACAGCAGCAGCAAAACCUUUACUCCUGCCGGUCUACUCGGGGCCUACCUCAUUCCACAGAUCUCUUAUGAAGCAUCAAACCAAAAGCUGAGCAACAAGGUCCACUACCCAUCCUUUUUCCGCACAAUUCCCAGUGACAAAAAUCAGGUGGAGGCCAUAAUCCAGCUGCUGAUCUAUUUCAAAUGGACCUGGAUCGCUCUGUUGGGCAGCGACAACGACUACGGCUUGGAUGGCAUGGAGAGCCUGUCCCAGCAGGCCCCGGAUCACAACAUCUGCGUGGCUUACCGGGGAGUCAUCCCGGCCUACGGCAGCGAGACAGCCGGCAUGAUGAGGAGCAUGGUCGAGGGCAUCAUGAGAGCCAGGGUCAAUACCAUUGUGCUCUUUUCCAGUAAGUCCAAACUCAGUGGCUUCUUCCCGUUUGUUGUCCAGGGCAAACUCACAGGAAAGGUGUGGAUUGGCACAGAAGACUGGUCAACGGCCACGCUCAUAUCCGGGAUCCCCGGGAUCCACACAGUAGGCACUGUAAUUGGUGUGUCCAUCAAGAACGCAGCCAUAAGUGGCUUUGUGGAUUUUGAGAGGAACAUCGUGGAGGCUUCGCUCCGUCACGGCAAAGCUCAGGCGGUUUCGAGCGCCAACAGCCGCGUGUGUCUGCACAGCACCGACGUGUUCAGCCUAGCCAGGCAUAACUUCACGUUGGAGAAGUAUGACGUUACCUCCUCCUUCAACGUAUACAAGGCAGUGUAUGCCGUGGCUUAUGCUCUGCACCAGGCUCUUCAAUGUGAUUCCAGACGUUGCCAAAAAAGGAGACUGCACCCUUGGCAGCUCUUGCCCAUGCUCAAGGACACGAGAUUUUCUCUGGAAAACACCUCUGUGUACUUUGAUGUGAACGGAGACCCUCCCACCGGAUAUGACAUAGUGACAUGGAUUUGGAGGGGGACGGAGUGGUCCCACCGAGUGGUGGGCUCCUUCAGCCCAGAUCCCCCUCACCUCACACUUGAUGAUGAGGCCAUUGAGUGGCACACCGCGGGGAUGACGACCAGAUCAGUUCCCACGUCCAUCUGUUCUCCCCCCUGCCCAAAAGGCCACAGGAAAUUGAUGAGAGGACAACACGCCUGCUGCUUCGACUGCCAGGCCUGUCCUGCUGCCACCUUCCUCAACCUAAGCGAACCCAUUCAAUGCCAGCCCUGUCCCAGCGAGCAGUGGGCUCCAGCAAGCAGCGAGAGGUGUUUUGACCGCACUGUUCUUCUUUUGGCUUGGGACGCCCCCCUCGCCAUGGCGCUGCUCUUCUUCCUGGCCUGCUGCCUCCUUCUGACCUCCGGCUCGGCUGCCGUUCUCCUGCUCCACCUCCGCACGCCGGUGGCCAAGUCGGCCGGUGGACGCACCUGCCUGCUGAUGCUGGCCGCCCUAACCGCCGCCGCCUUGAGCUCCCUGUGCCAUUUCGGCCCCCCGUCUCACGUGUCCUGCAUGCUUGAGCAGCCUCUGUUCAUGUUCAGCUUCAGCGUGUGUCUGGCCUGCAUCACCGUGCGCUCCGUGCAGGUGGUCUGCAUUUUUAAACUGGCCUCCAAGCUGCCACGAGCCUACGACAAGUGGGCCAAAAAUCAAGGGCCCGAGGUGACCAUUUUCAUCGUGUCCGCCAUCGCUUUGCUCAUUUCUGUGACGCGUGUAGCCGUUAACCCACCUGAGCCAUCCCAGGAUGUGGACUUCUACCAAGACAGCGUGGUCCUGGAGUGCAGCAGCACCCUGUCGUAUGGGGCAGGCGUAGAGCUAGCAUAUGUGUCGCUCCUCAGCGUGGCCUGCUUCUCCUUCAGCUACAUGGGCAAAGACCUACCAGCCAAUUACAACGAGGCCAAGUGUGUCACCUUCAGCCUCAUGGUCUACCUAGUUUCCUGGAUCAGCUUUUUCACCAUCUACCUCGUCAGCAGAGGCCCCUUCACAAUGGCCGCGCACGUCUUUGCCAUACUCUUCAGCGUUCUGGCUGUCCUGGGUGGCUAUUUCCUGCCCAAAAUGUACAUCAUCGUACUGAGGCCACAAAUGAACACCGCUGUUCAUUUCCAGAACUGCAUUCAGAUGUACACCAUGAGUAAACAGUGAAUGGUAAAUGUCAUUCUCUGAUACUUAAACAGUAUCAGCGAAUGACAGCGAUGCAACAAAGUGCAAGUACUUCAUGACUGGACUUAAGUGCAUUUGUCCAGUAAUUUUUUUUUUCUUCUUCUCAGUAUGAGCACUAAACGAAAAGCACAUUUGGAUUUUUCAGAGCAUCAAGUUUUUUAAAAUGGUGAGGUGAGGGGUGGGGUAAAAUUGAAAAUGCAUUGGAAUGUACCUUGUAUUGUUGUGUUUUGGGCAAUUUGUUUUCUCCAAUGAAACGUGGGGCCCUCCCACACACCGAGCGACGACACAAAACACAUAUUCAUUUAUUCAUUCAUUAUCUGAGCCACUUAUCCUCACAAAGAUAUUGUACUGGGUGGAUCAGCUGGUAAAGCGUUGGCCUCACAGUUCCGAGGUCCUGGGUUCAAUCCCUGCCUCUGUGGAGUUUGCAUUUUCUCCCCGUGCCCGCGUGGGUUUACUCCUUCCUUUUCUUCCUCCCACAUUCCAAAAACAUGCAACAUUAAAUGGACACUCUAAAUUGCCCCUUGGUGUGAUUGUGAGUGUGGCUGUCUGUUUCUAUGUGUCCUGCGAUUGACUGGCAACCAGUUCAGGGCCUCUUGCGCGUUGACAGCUGGGAAAGGCUCCAGCACUCCCCACGACCCUUGUGAGGAUAAGCGGCAAAAAAAAUGGAUAGAAUGGAUAUUGUACUGCCCCCAGGUGGCCAAGGGACGCACAUCACAAUGAGCAGCACAAUGCCCAUCGAACUGAAGGAAAAAAUGCAGCAAGGAUUGUUUAAUUGCGUUUCAUUAUUUCACUGUAGUAAAAUAUGAUGGAAUACAUUUUUUGUGAUGAAUUUGUGAUUAAUGGAAUUUCCAUUAAUUUCAAAGAUGAUUGAGAUGCAAAUGUUUGAGUUAUGGGUGUCAUCACGGAAGUGAUUGAACAAUAUCUCGAGCAAUCAGGGUACUAUAAACAUCUUGAACAUGUUCUAUGGUGUGUCAUUGCAUCCAUAUCAUUUUCCUGUUUGGGAGAGCCAAUCAGAAAAAGGCAUUUUGUAUUUUCAGGGAGUCAACAACAAGUGGUAGCUGCUAAAAAAAAAAAAAAAGCAACAUCUUAUUAAAAAGAUCAUUUAGCACUUUGAAUAGAGGCACAAUUGGCCUGUCUUCUUUCUCUUUCUGUCUCACAUGAAUGCAUGCACACACGCGCACGCGCACACCCGCACAGUGCUGUUAGCCACUGUUUGUGAGAGUAGAUGAAAAGGUCUUUUGUGGCUGGGAGGUCAUCCCCAUUGACGAGUAGAUGUGUGAGGAGAGCCCGAGUGGGGCUUUCCCACAGUCUGCGCCGCACUCUUGGCUUCGUGGGCUCGGUCAACAGGCGAAGUGUGCCACUGAGCAAGAGGCGCCACUUUUUAUUGGAGGCCAUUAAGGUCCAGUCGGAGACACUGGAGCUCAACUUCUCCAGCUUUUUUUUUUUUUUUUGGGGGGUGGGCCAAUUUGAAGAGGGGCUUGAAAUAUUACAGUCAGCAACAUGAGAUCAUGUUUUGAGACUUCAAAUUCAAAUGUUAAAUGAUGCCGUGACCAUCUCCAAAAUGGAUGUGUCACCAAUCCAGUCUGUCAACCGACCUCUCCAUCCAUCCACUAUCCAACCAUCCAUCCAUUUUCAAGAGGCAAAGUACACACUACAUUGGUUGCCAGCCAAUCACUGUGCUUCGUUCAUUUCCCAUCAAUUAACCUGGCAAUACCCGGAGCCCCACCCCUCCUGGGUUCAAGCCGGCUCUUAAUUGAUUCACACUGGAAUCAUCUGCUGGGGAAUGGGAAAACAGAUAAGAGCACUUGGCUGAUAAGAGGAUGACAGCCUAUCAUUCUACCUCUGAUUUAGACCCUUUAUCUCCCCUGGUCAGCCAUGUGUCUAAGCCGCCCCACCUUGGAGUUAUGAUGCGUCUCCCAUUGUUCCUGCGGUCCGAUCCCCUUGUGCAGUCACACAUGCAUGUUUUGCUAAUCAGACCCCAUCCAGAAGAAGCAGAAAAAUCUUGUAGUGCUUCUUGACUCUGGUCCUUCACGCAGUACUUUUGAUGUAUAAAAUUAACACAAUGACAGCUCAUUGUGCUCAAAGACCUUUCUUUAAUUUUUUC